AUGGAAGCUUGUCACUCUCCACAGCAAUCCAAUGUCACUACGUAUGGGGAUGCAACUUUGGCCAUCAUCAGCCUGGAGGCAUUUGCUGGCAUGUGGAUAAAUGCUUUCAUGGUCUGUGUGCUUUGCAUUGGCUGGGUCAACAAGAAAACCCUGAACUCUAAUGAGAAGAUCUUGCUGCUCCUGGGAUGCUCAAGGAUUUCCUUUUUAAGCUUCUCAUGGGGAUACAACUUCCUUUAUAUAAUUUAUCCCAAUUACCUUCAUGUUCACAUCAUACUUCAACUACUUGCAUCUUUUCAAACCUUUUUUAAUUAUUCCAACUUGUGUAUUUCAGCCUGUCUUUGUGUUUUUUAUUGCAUAAAAAUUGCCAAUUUCAGGAACAGCUUCUUCAUCUACCUGAAAGUAAAAAUUGACAGAAUGGUGCCAUGGCUCUUGUUGGGGUCGGGGAUUUUAGCUUUGGCUAUGGGCAUCAUUACUUAUGAGCUCACUGAAACUAUGCAGAGGAACAACCUCCAUGAAACUCUGCAGAGUAACAACCUCAAUUUCACGUGCCUCAGAAAUUUUUGGGAAGCAAGUAUCAAAAUGGAUAAACAUUUUUUCCCUUCAUUUUUUUUCAUUGGGCUUGGAUAUGCUGCUUCAUUCAUGGCGGUCAUCUUUGCUGCUGUUUCCCUUCUCUUUUCUCUCUGGAAACACAAAUGCAAGAUGCAGACAAACUCCAUGAAGGACCUCAGCAUGGAAGCCCACAUCAGAGCCAUGAAAACCGUUCUCUCUUUCUUAGUGAUGUACAGCAUCAACUUUGUAUGCUUGAUCAUGUCAAUAAUUUAUACCAUGAUGAAUGAAAAUACCAUGACACUUCUUAUAUCCAUAUAUGUGUAUGCUUUUCCAGGUGUUCAUUCCCUUAUUCUGAUUUUCAGCAAUCCCAAGCUGGAAAAGGCACUGCUAAAGAUUCUCUCCUGUGUGAAGUGUGGGUUUUUCAUGAAGUAG
This is a messenger RNA of Cinclus cinclus, 981 nucleotides long. RefSeq names its product taste receptor type 2 member 9-like. Gene Ontology annotation, cellular component: membrane. The transcript has a single exon. Gene Ontology annotation, molecular function: G protein-coupled receptor activity; bitter taste receptor activity. NCBI's taxonomy places the organism in Eukaryota, Metazoa, Chordata, Aves, Passeriformes, Cinclidae. The coding region runs from base 1 to 981 and encodes 326 amino acids. The record is from RefSeq and is a predicted model, not a curated record. Gene Ontology annotation, biological process: G protein-coupled receptor signaling pathway; detection of chemical stimulus involved in sensory perception of bitter taste; sensory perception of taste.